GUGGAGGAGAGACGUUGGGGACGGGGGAGUUUGACUGUAAAAAGCUCCUCUGUCCAGGUUUUGGCCUGUGGUCAGGCAGCAGCAGCAGAGACGUGUUAGACCAGGUAAACAAGGCCAGACACACUUUACAAACUCCACUGAGCCGCCAAAAACCUCCCCGAGUGUCAUUCCGAGCUGUAAAUCAGGUAAAAAAAAAAAACAGCUUUGCACGGGCUUUGCUCGAGGACUUUAAACUGUAGCUGGGAGAUAAAAGAGGAACUUUGGCACAGGACAUAUAAAGUGAAGGAAGGACAGGACGGUGAGGAGAGACCAGACUGAGACCAUGGCCACGUGGAAAACUCUGGGAGCUCUGCUGCUCAUACUUCACACUGUGUUUUGCCAGAGCUCCAUCAGAUGGUGCACGGUCUCAGAUCCCGAGCAGAGGAAAUGUCAGGCCAUGUCUCAGUCCUUUUCCGAGGCCUCCAUCCGUCCGUCCCUCCGCUGCGUUCAGGGGCCCACGAUGGAGGGCUGUGUUCAGAAACUGCAGAAAAAUGAUGUGGAUGCCUUGUCCAUGUCUGCCCCAGACAUCUACAACACAGCUAAAACCACCAGCUUCAGAAUGGCUGCGACUGAAUCGAAGGCUGGAGAUACCAGCUCCUACUACGCAGUUGCCGUUGUGAAGACAAACUCCGGCAUCAACAUUCACAACCUGGCGGGAAAGAAGAGCUGCCACACGGGGAAAGGCCGGACCGCCGGCUGGAUGAUGCCUUUGGGUUACUUCAUAGAUCAGGGCUACAUGUCUGUGAUGGGCUGCAAUAUUCCACAGGGUGUUGCAAACUUCUUCAACGCGAGCUGCGUCCCUGGAGCCAACCAGGACGGUGACCCCGCUUCUCUGUGUGAGCUGUGCAGAGGAGACGCCAACGGACAGCACAAAUGUGAGAUGAGCAACAGUGAGAUGUACUACAGCUACGAAGGAGCUUUCAGAUGUUUGGCUGAAAACGCAGGACAGGUGGCUUUCAUCAAACACACAACAAUCGGAGAAAACACUGAUGGUAGAGGCCCAGAAUGGGCUAAGCCCCUGAAGUCUUCGGACUUUCAGCUGCUGUGUCGUGACGGCAGCACGGCUCCUGUCUCUCAGUGGAACCGGUGCCAUCUCGUUCGUGUGCCGUUCCGCGGUGUCGCUGUUAGCAGCGCCAUCACACCUUCUGUGGUGUUCAACAUGCUGAGGGAAGGUCAGGAAAAGUCUGGCUUCAACAUGUUCUCGUCUGCUGAUUAUGGAGGAGGAACCGUUCUCUUCUCCGAAUCAACCACCAGGUUCGAGAGCGUCGAGUCGGACGACCCAAAGAGGUGGAUGGGGACCAACUACUACAACGCCAUGAGGGCCAUGGACUGUAAACCUGCAGACAUCCCCAGUUCCCUACGAUGGUGCGUGCUGACCAGUCAAGAGCAGGAAAAGUGUGCCGACAUGGGUGUGGCCUUUCAAAGUAAAGGCCUGACUCCCAGAAUCACCUGUGUGUACGGAGACUCUUUGACCGACUGCAUGAAGAGGAUUAAGAACAACGAGGCCGACGCAAUCACCCUGGAUGGAGGUUACAUUUACACAGCAGGCAAAGACUACGGCUUGGUUCCUGCCGCUGCCGAGAGCUACACAGGUGACCGCGAGGGUUCCUCGUACUACGCUGUGGCGGUGGUGAAAAAGAGCAGCACUGACAUCCGUAACCUCGAUGACCUGCGUGGCCGUCUCUCCUGUCAUACUGGAUACGGUCGCACGGCUGGCUGGAACGUUCCGGUGUCAGCCCUGAUGGAGAGGGGACUGAUCCACCCUGAGCACUGUGAAAUUCCACGAGCGGUGGGAGGAUUCUUCAAACAGAGCUGUAUACCUGGCGCCAAUCAACCUGGUUUUCCUGACAACCUGUGUGAUCUGUGUGUGGGAGACAGCUCAGGACAGAAUAAAUGUGAAAAAGGCAAAGACCUGUAUGAUGGAUACGAUGGAGCCUUCAGGUGUCUGGCUACUGGAAAGGGAGACGUAGCUUUUGUCAAACAUACCACUGUCUUCCAAAACACUGACGGCAACUCAUCUGAAUCCUGGGCUGUAGACCUUCAGUCCAAAAAUUUCCAGCUGCUGUGCACGCAGAACACCAAAGCUGAGGUGUCGCAGUACAGACACUGUAAUUUGGCCAGAGUGCCUUCUCACGCUGUAAUGGUCCGACCAGAUACCAACAUCCAUGCCGUCUAUGGGCUUCUGGCUCAUGCACAGGCAUAUUUUGGGAGCGACCUGGGUUCUGCUUUCAAGAUGUUUGACUCCAAGACCUACACCGGCACAGACCUCAUUUUUAAAGACUCCACCAUUCAGAUGGUGGCGGUGGGCGACAGGAAGACCUACCAGGAGUGGCUGGGUCAGGCUUACCUGAACGCACUGAUCGACAUGGAAUGCAGCUCAUCAGGCGCAGUGGUCUCAUCGGUGUGGCUGCUGCUGCUGGCCCUGCUGAGCACGGCUCUGGCCAACAUCUAAAAGUGACCAAAUCUACCACCUCGUUUCUUUCUAUUCAGUUUAUUAUUUUUCUUCUUUUAUUUUUUUUUUCUCUUUUGUUUCAUCAAAUUCGACACAAGGUUACUCAACUUAAUUUCCAUCCAGAUGGUGCCGCCCUUAAAGAAAAUCAAACAAGUUUUUUUGGCCAAGACUCGAGUUAUUUUAACCAGCGUGAGGACGAUGGAAGGUGCUGUUGCCACUUUGUUUACGGAAGGUGGGCUGCCAUAUCAGUGUGUAUGCUGCCACCUGUUACAUUUCUUUUUCUGGUGCAUCACUGCCUCUCCAGAUCUUUAAGUUUGCGAGGGUUGCCACCUCAAGCGAGCUCACACAAAAUCUUUGGCAACAGUUUUACGCCGGAUUUACCUAAAACUAAAACCAAACUCCCCAGUAUUAGAGGGUUUGUGUUGAUUAAAGACAAAUCAGAUUGUUUAGAAGUGAAUAAAAUACACGAUUUACUCAUGUUUACAUGACAAACUUGUCUGAUUCCAUCAGAAAUGAGGUAUAAACAAGACAAUGAGGGGUUGUUUUGUUUUAUUUUUAUGGAUUACUCAUCAAGCGCUAAGAAAAAAUAUUUGUUUUAGUAAUUGUUGAAGUUUAUUCGAAUUUUGUUUGAAUCAAAGAAAAAAAUGUGUAGACUAUAGUUAAAAUGCAGUAUUUGUUAAAAUUACUCGUCUCCUGACCGAAACACCUCACUUAAAAAAAAAUCUUAAGCUAACCUGUUCUCAUCAUUCAGCUGCUUGAUACCAUUUCCUGUUUUAAAAUGUUGAUUGCGUUUGUAUUUUCCUGUUUUGUUGAGAGAUAUAUUUUUAUAUGAAGCUCAGGUGCCAUAUCAGUGUAUAUGUACUGACUCAUGCUGUCAGACUGCCUUCUCUUCCUUCUGAUAGAGACAUAUUUCGAUGUGAAAUGAACAAAUGUGACUAAUAUUUAGUUGCCAGACCAGUGCGUCUGCAUAAGUAUUACUGCUAAAUUGACUGUUUGUGCUUGUCUAAAUAAAAUAAACCUAUACAGCAAACCACACAA
Molecule: messenger RNA, 3529 nt
Organism: Austrofundulus limnaeus
Lineage: Eukaryota; Metazoa; Chordata; Actinopteri; Cyprinodontiformes; Rivulidae
Gene: meltf
Product: melanotransferrin
Exons: 17
Coding region: 323-2491 (722 amino acids)
Biological process (GO): iron ion transport
Cellular component (GO): plasma membrane; recycling endosome; early endosome
Source: RefSeq, a predicted model, not a curated record